Molecule: messenger RNA, 1159 nt
Organism: Lates calcarifer (barramundi perch)
Lineage: Eukaryota; Metazoa; Chordata; Actinopteri; Centropomidae
Gene: cldn29
Product: claudin 29
Exons: 1
Coding region: 71-703 (210 amino acids)
Biological process (GO): bicellular tight junction assembly; cell adhesion
Cellular component (GO): bicellular tight junction; plasma membrane
Molecular function (GO): structural molecule activity
Source: RefSeq, a predicted model, not a curated record
CAGUGGGAGAGGUUUUAGUUGGCAGCUCAGUGAAGAACUGGGACACAGCGAUUAAAAAAACCCAUCAGCAAUGGCAUCUUUAGGGCUGCAGAUUCUAGGCGUAGGGCUGGCGGUGCUUGGAUGGAUAGGAAAUAUACUGAUCUGUAUGCUGCCCCUGUGGAAGGUGUCCGCUUUCAUCGGGAACAACAUCGUUGUGGCUCAGACCAUCUGGGAGGGACUGUGGAUGACCUGUGUGGUGCAGAGCACGGGUCAGAUGCAGUGCAAGGUCUACGACUCCCUGCUGGCCCUGCCUCCGGACCUCCAGGCAGCCCGGGCCAUGGUGGUCAUUGCUAUCUUGUUCUCUCUGUUCGGCCUGCUUCUCUCUGUGGUUGGAGGGAAAUGCACCACCUGCAUUGGGGACAAAGCAGCAAAAGCCAGAGUGGCCAUCUCCGCAGGCGUUUUCUUCGUCCUGAGUGGGGCUUUGUGUCUGGUGACUGUGUCUCUGCCUGCUAAUACUAUCAUAAAGGACUUCUACAACCCCUUGGUUCCUGACGCCCAGAGGAGAGAGCUGGGUGCAUGUUUGUACGUGGGCUGGGGAGCAUCAGGACUGUUGCUGAUCGGUGGUGCUCUCCUCUGCUGUCAGUGCCCGUCCAGAGGAGACCGGUACAAUGGAGCAAAGUACACCCCACCUAAAUCCACAACACCUGGGAAGGAAUUUGUCUGAACUGGGAGCUCCUUUUGAAAAGUGCCUGACUUUACAUACAGAACAAACCUGUUGCUUAUCAAAAUGUGAUUUGCAUUGUGACUAACUUCCUUUAACUAACACACUAUUGUCUUUUGUUUCUGACAGAUACAAGAGACUCCACAGUAUGUGCCAUGUUAGAUGAAUGCAUCAUUGAUUUAGGACUGGAGUUUCAUUCAUUUUGUUUUUACUCAGUCAUUGUUUUAUGUUUUGAUUUCAAUAUUAAUUCAUGUUUUUAUUGUGUUUUUUGCAACAUAAGCCCUUCAGAAAGACUCAUGUAUUUCAGUGAUUUGGGUCUGAGCUCCCCCGUUUUCCCCUUAAAACGAGAUGGUGCAUCUCAAAGGGUUUAUAUAAAUAAAUGUAUUUGCCAUGUAAAACUUUUCUUCUUUUUUUUCCAUUCAAGUAAUAAACAGUAUUUUCUUUGUCUGCAACAUUUUU